AUGGCUAUAAAAUUAUCGCGUCAAAGCUAUACUUCUUCAUCCACACAAUCUCGUCCCGUUCGAAACUUUCCUAACACGGAAGAACUUGAAAGUAUAAUUUCAAAAAUCGUAAAGUCAGAAGAAAGGAAGGAAAUCGAAUCUAUGACUUUUCUUUCCUUACAUGAUUUAAUUGUUCCAAGUUUAAAGCCCAAGCGCACGGGUCCACCUAGAGCACAAAAUUGUUUUUUGAUAUUCAGGAAGGAUCUACAGGCCAAUAUGAAAUCUCAAACGGACCUAAGAAUGACUUCAAACGGUUUGAUUUUUCGAAAAUACUUGAAAAAGUAUUUACAAAUUUAUAUGGCAUCGCCCGACGACAAAGCAUCUGGAAUGAGGAUAGUUUCGAAUACCGCUUUUAAGAUGUGGACACAUGAAACUGAAAUUAAGCGUGUCUAUAAAAAAGUUUCAAAGAUUGCAAAAGCUGUCCAUAAAUUCAUGUGGCCGGAUUACAAAUACAAACCAAACAGGAAAAAACGUGUACAGAAUUCUUUUCGUUGUGAUCCUUAUAUUCCUGUACCUCUUCAACAAACACACAUGUACCCUUUUGCAUAUUCUCAUAACUUUGUUUCUUUUCCUCGAAUCCCACAUAUCAAACAGUUAGAUAUUAACCCAAGUAAGUUAAAUUAUUUUAAUGACAGAAUUCUCUGUCAGUCUGUUGACAGACACGUGAAGAUUUAA
This is a messenger RNA of Dentiscutata heterogama, 714 nucleotides long. The record is from the annotation of a GenBank genome assembly. NCBI's taxonomy places the organism in Eukaryota, Fungi, Glomeromycota, Glomeromycetes, Diversisporales, Gigasporaceae.